CUACUUGCCGUUGUCGAACCGUGUCGGAACAUGAGACUUAGGGAAGAAAGUAAUUACCGAGUUUGAUUAUCGUUUCGAAAAUUGUGACCCACCCACCGGGAUUAAAAGAGCAGAAUACCUAUCAUGAAAGUAACGCAACUUUCUCACCGCCUUAUCUGAAUCAUCAAAAUACACGGAAUAAGGAGUUAUAAUUACCGGAUAACAAAAUGGAUGAGAAAACGAUAGACUCAAUAUUUUCAGGAUCUCUAAAAUCUCUACCGCCGGUGAGCUCGAAAAUUGUAAGAAUAUUCACGAGCUCAACAUUCACGGAUACGACUAUGGAAAGAAACACACUGAUGGCCCAGUGCUACCCGAAGCUGAAAGACUACUGUCGAGAAAAACAUGGACUGGAGUUUCAGGUGGUGGACAUGAGAUGGGGAGUCAGAGACGAGGCAACGGACGAUCACAUGACAACAGAACUCUGCAUGAGGGAAAUCGAAAAUUGUCAGCGACUGUCCAUGGGGCCGAAUUUCGUGGUGUUUCUGGGUCAAAAAUAUGGGUACCGUCCAAUACCCACCUACGUCUUGAGCUCUGAACUCGAGAUGCUGAGAAUGGAGUUGGAGAGCCAAGGAAUGGACGUGAACGUUUUGGACACUUGGUACAAGAAGGACAGCAACGCGGUCCCUCCGACAAGCGUAUUACAACCGAUAUCAUCGAUCUUGAAGAACUUUAACAACAAAAGAAUCCCGAAACUACAACAGGAGGAUCAGGCUAUUUGGUGGGACACGAUGACGAAGAUGCAGAAGUUAUUUCGAAAGGGAGCUCAAUCGCUCUACAACAGCGGAAAGUUCGACAAAGACACGAUGCACAAUUAUUUCAUGUCCGUUACCGAGAGAGAGGUGAUAAACGGUAUCCUGAAUGUGAAGAACACCAAAAACCACUGCCUGGCUUACGUCAGGUACAUAAACAAUAUUAAUCUCCAAAAUUUAAGAAAAGCAGGCCUCUUCCUCGACAUACUGAACAGAAGCUUGGACAACGAGGCAUCGCGACUACUCGCCGACCUGAGAGACGAAAGAUUACCAAACAAGAUAGAGAGUGUGAAUUUACAGAGGUACACGGUAGAGUGGAUCGGGAGGGAAGGUCUAGACCCGGAAACGCACGGAGCGUACUUACAGCACUUCAUAACUCACUUCUAUCGAAACAUAGUUAAACUGGUAGAUCGAGCUAUGCGAAAAGAGGACAGUUCGGCGCAGGGUCAAAUAAUAACGGAAAUACUGCAGCACCUCCACGCGUGCAACAACUCCGUGAAGGUAUUUUACGGCAGAGAAGACACUCUGGAAAGAAUAAAAGCGUACAUGCUCGACGAGGGUGAAAAGCCGCUUGUCUUAUACGGCGAAGGAGGUUGCGGUAAAACGUCUCUCCUGGCAAAGAGCGCAGGUUUAACACACACCACUUGGCUGGUGGGUAAGAAACCUAUAAGCAUAAUCAGGUUCCUGGGGACCACACCGGACAGCAGCGCGCUCACGCCUACCUUGAUAUCAAUUUGUCAGCAGAUAUCCUACAACUUCAUGCUACCCUUCGAAGACAUUCCCGACGAUUUGGUUCCUCUGACUGCCCACUUCAAGCACCUACUGACACUGGCUAGUCCUGAACAACCGAUACUAUUGUUCUUGGACAGCGUUGAUCAACUCACGGGAACCCAGGGAAACAAAUUGUCAUGGCUACCGACUAGGUUGCCCCAUAACUGCAAGAUGAUCUUGUCCUGCGCGGCGGAAGAAACAAACCCGACAAUUUCACGGGACUAUCAUUUGUUGCGUAGAAUGAUAGACACGGAGGAUAGUUUUAUAGAGGUAACGGCGCUCGGAGAAGACCUAGCGAUGGAUGUCAUAAGAAUGUGGAUGAAGACAGCGCACCGCGACCUGAACAACUACCAGUGGCGUCUGGUGGCAAACGCCAUAGCGAAGUGCUCUUUACCGAUAUUCGUGAAGCUUGUAUUCGCUGAGAUAUGCCGAUGGAGAAGCUACACCAAACCGGCCGACACCCACCUUGCGAGUACAGUGAUGGACAGUAUAAUGAUGCUUUUUGAGAGGAUAGAGAAGCAACACGGUAGAAUUUUGGUCUUUCACGCGUUAGCCUACAUCACGGCGGCGAAAUCAGGCCUGUCUGAGUCUGAGCUUGAGGACCUUAUUUCCCUCGACGACAAGGUACUCGACGACGUUUACCAGUACCAUCUUCCACCGGUGAGGAGGAUACCGCCACUUCUUUGGACUAGGAUAAGAAACGAUCUGCCCAACUACCUAAGCGAGAGAGAAGCUGACGGUGUCAGCGUAAUGAACUGGUACCACAGGCAAUUCCGAGACACGGCUAAAGAGAGGUACUUCAAAAACAUGAAUAUGGCGAUGUACUUUCACUCAAUGAUCGCUGACUACUACCUCGGUAUUUGGGGUGGUGGAAAACCGAAACCUUUUAAAUACACCGAGAUACAGAGGCACAGAUUCAACCUUACCGACAAAGAGGGUAUCGCAGAUCGAAAGGUGCCUGAACAGCCGCUGGCGUUUUAUUCGAAGGAAGGAAAGCUCUCGAGAUAUAACUUGAGAAAGUUUGGCGAAUUGCCUUACCACUUGGUCAGAGCACGGAGAUUCAAGGAUCUGUUCGAGAAUGUUCUAUUCAACUAUGAGUGGCUCCACGCGAAGCUGAGCUCCUGUCCUCUUCAAGCUGUCUUAUCGGACUUUGAAGACGCGUGCAAUAAUAUCGACGACCAAAACCUGGUCAGAGAGUUGAUGCUCGUCGCUGACGCGCUGCGAUUAGGAGGUGCGAUUCUAGGCAAUCAUCCAGACAUGUUGGCCCCGCAGCUUGUGGGUCGGCUUCUUCCAGAGAUAGGAGGUAACGUCAACGUCAAGAUGUUGCUAAUGGCGUGCGACAAGGAUGGGGCCAAAGACUGCGCCUUGUUACCACUCUACCAUUGCCUCCACACCCCCGGUGGACCGUUGAAGUAUUCUUUGGAAGGGCAUCAAUUCGCAGUUUUCGGUUUUUGCCUAACGUCGGACUUCCGAUACAUUGUUUCGAUAUCAAAUCGAUUCAUAACAUGGGACCUGAGCACCAGCGACAUGACGAGAGAUGUCAAUCCAGGGAUUGAGGGUAUAAUGCAGCAGCUGGUUUUGAGUCCAGACAAUAGAUACGCCGCCGCUUAUACAAACAACAAUCAGAUCGUUGUUCUAAACACAUUGACCAGCGAAUUCGUUACAAUAAGUAACCCUUUGCCAAACGAGGAGCCAGUAUACGGCGUCCAUCUGAUGAAUCAGUAUGUAUUCAUAUUCGGGCGAAUGGGUUGGUGCAAGUUUGAUCUGAGGGGAAAUUUAUUGGGCAAUCACACGACACCUGAAGAUUCUAAUCAGUGGCAAAUAUUACAUCUGGAGUACACGACGCUCAACGAGUACAGGAUAAUAUUCUGGUCAGGAAACUUAGAGGACUCAGCGAUGCUUCUACACGCGUAUCGUUCGAAGGGAGCACUGGACCCAUUCGAGUUUCACAGCGCGAUGGUGAUGACCAGCGAUAAGAAGACCUUAUACGCAUGUUCAACGAAGAACGAUUACCGAGUAACGAAAUACAUUUGCGAAGAGAGUUCCUCAUACUGGGAAAAGGUUUGCGAAAUGCCUCGUGCUCACAACGACGACGUCGAGUAUCUACUCCAGCUGAAGCUGGACCGUGACGAAGAAACGCUUCUCGGGACAUCGGGAAACGGCUUUGUCGUAUGGUUCUUGGAGAGCAAGAGCGACGCUAUCGUAAUGAUGCUACCGAACGGCAUCAGGAACAUAAGCACGCGGAUGAUGUGUUCGAAUUCGAUAAUGAUAAGUGGGACCAAGAAUUACGCGGUGGCAGGAGUGAGGAAAAAUUUGUACGUUUGGAGCCUCGAGACGUCAGCCCUCGUUAAAGUGCUCGACGCCCAUUUCGCUAGGAUAAUUCAACUCGAACCAUUGACAAUUGGCAAUUGGAACAGCGUUAUAACAUCGAGCAUAGACAGAAGCGUGAAGGUUUGGAAUAUCAACAACAUAUUCGAACAGGUUCACGUUAUCGACAGACACGAGCUGCAGAUAGAUUCAAUCAGCCUUGCGGAGCACUGCAACUUGGCUGCUACGGUUACCAGAGGCUGCGUUGGGAUUUGGAAUCUCCAAUCAGGACGUCUGAUUUCCAAAUUGGCUGACAGCCCACUAGGGGCGAUAGUGACUCAUGCCUGCAUAACACACAAUGGAAAGUAUAUCGUGUCCACCGAGUCAGGAAACGUUUUGAUAUGGAACAGAAUUACAGAACAAGUCCUAUUCAAGGAAGAGCAGCCAGGCGUACGCCAGCUUACGCUGAUCCCUGAUACCAGCAAAUUCCUGGCUGUAUCAAGACCGAGCAAUCCUCCCGGUGUCGAAAGCGUCAGAACAACGGCUACUCUUGUCGUCAGAAAUAUUCCUGAUGGAAGAACAAUGUUCUCGUUGGAAUAUCCAGUAAAAAGUCAGACAGGAGUACCGUUUAGACAAGCUGUUCUGACCUCGGAUGGUGCGAACCUAGUCGUACCGGCAGCUGACAAAGGUAACCGAGACUGUGUGAUUGUUUACAAUGCAAAAACAGGGGUCCUGGUCAAUAGAAUUCCGGUUAAAAUACCAGGACUCAAAGACAUAACAAGCAUAGUACCGAUGCCACACCGUGCUCAUUGGGUUGGCAUAAUUGGCUCGGAUAAAGGGAGCAUCAUGGACAUAAACAAGAAGAAAAUCAUCAGAUCGGUGCCCAAGUGGAGUGGAAAUAUCAGCAAGGAUGGUAAACACACUUUAUAUGCUCCCAGCAGGGGUGGUCUCGACCUUAUCGAACUGAAGAAAGGAACUACCGUCAAGACCUAUAUACCAAAAGUUGCUGAAGGUGUCUUCACCGUCAUUUCAAUGUUCAAUAGAACAGAUGACUACGUGCUGUAUUACCACAGUGGUCGCAAAACGAUUAGAGUAUUCAGAUCUUCGGACUGCGAGAUGAUAGCCAACUACAGAGUCCAAGCGGAACUGAGCGCGAUCGACAGUACCUACGAUGGAAAAAGCAUAGUGUUGGGGACUGUUGAUGGAUGUGUAUCGGUGCUGGCGAUCGCAGAUCCGCAGAAACCAGAAAUGAAGGAUUACUUGUUGAAUUUACCGUCGCGAGACGAACAGUGGAAAAAGAAGAUGGAGAAACAGCGAGCGGCGACAAAAUUCAAGGCGGCAGCUAGAAUAGCGAGGGUAACGCACGAUCUGGUGCACGUUGUGAGGAAGAACAAUGCAUUUGUCGAGGGAAACGAUGCGACUGAUGAAGAGGCGGAUCAGUAGACUGCCUUACAAUUAGAUGUUUCGUACUCGUUGCAUCAUGUUGUCGGCGAUGAGAAUACUUGGCUUGUUGCAAAACUUAUCUUGGUGUGUUAUGCCUGGAGCAUAAUCUUCAAGCAAAAACUUGA
Diprion similis is the source of this 5434-nucleotide messenger RNA. RefSeq names its product NACHT and WD repeat domain-containing protein 2. Gene Ontology annotation, molecular function: protein binding. The transcript is spliced from 25 exons. NCBI's taxonomy places the organism in Eukaryota, Metazoa, Arthropoda, Insecta, Hymenoptera, Diprionidae. Bases 207 to 5309 code for a protein of 1700 amino acids. The record is from RefSeq and is a predicted model, not a curated record.